CCAGCUCGCUGUCGUUGGUUCUGUAUGAAGCUAGCAGUCAUCUGUGACAGAUACAGCGCUUAACAUCUGUCUUUUCAAUGUGUUGUCAGUUAAACACGCAUUUAACCGUUAUUGUGUUUAAAGAGAAGACCUAGAUGCAGUUAUCGAAGGAUUUUUAACGCAUGUUAACAGUCUUGGGGAUAAUCGGACAGAAACGUGAACAUGAAGUCGGACAUCACCUAUAACCAGAUGGUGGAUCCGGAGAGACGGAGGCAGGAAUUCUCCCGCAGAGCGCAGCUGUUCGCCAGGUGGCAGAUCGCUCUGGCCGCCGUGGUCUGUGUGCUUCUGGCUGCCAUGGCGCUCUACAGCAUCCUGACCCCGAGGGCGGCGGGGUCAGUGACGUCGGCAGGUUCAACGUUCCAGCAUCCGGCCUCCAUCAGCAGCCGCCUUCAGGAGACGGUGGAGUCCUGCUCCGACCCCUGCAAGAUCGUCCUGGUGGAGAGCAUCCCUGAGGGGAUGGAGUUCAACUCCAGCACCAGCAGCCCCUCCAUCUUCCAGGCGUGGGUCCGCCUGAUGAGCGAGGCGCGCAGCAGCGUCGACAUCGCCUCCUUCUAUUGGACGCUCACUAACGAGGACACCAGCACCCACGAACCCUCAGCCUCUCAGGGGGAGGAGGUUUUGAAGAGGCUGGCUGAACUCUCCGGGAAGCUUCCCGUUCGGAUUGCAGUGGAUUCGCAGGAGGGAAAACCACAAGCUGACCUCAAACUGCUCAACGACUCAGGAGCCGACGUCAGGACGGUCAACAUGAGGGCGCUCACCACCGGGGUUCUUCACACCAAGUUCUGGGUCGUGGACAAGACGCACAUUUACAUCGGCAGCGCCAACAUGGACUGGAGGUCCCUGACGCAGGUGAAGGAGCUGGGAGCCGUCGUCUACAACUGCAGCUGCCUGGCCUCAGACCUGGAGAAGAUCUUUGAAGCUUAUUGGUUGGUUGGAGGGAGCGAGUCCAUCCCGUCGCCGUGGCCGUCCAGCUUCUCCACCCUGUACAACAAAGACACGCCGCUCCAGCUGCCGCUGAACAGCACGCCGUCCAGCGUUUACCUCUCUAGCUCUCCUCAGUCCUUCUGCGCCGCCGGCAGGACUCCGGAUCUUCAGUCGCUUCUCAGCGUGAUUGACGACGCAGAGGAGUUCAUCUACAUCGCUGUCAUGAACUACCUGCCCACUACGGAGUAUACGCACCCGAAAAGGUACUGGGCCGACAUCGACACGCAGCUGAGGCGGUCGGCGUACGAGAGGAAGGUCAAAGUUCGCCUGCUGAUCAGCUGCUGGCCUCACUCUCCGCCCGUCAUGCUGCCCUUCCUGAAGUCUCUGGCUUCGGUUCACGACUACAGAAACAAGCUGGACGUCCAGGUGAGGCUGUUUACGGUUCCCGCCGACCCGAGACAGAAAGCGAUUCCCUACGCAAGAGUGAACCACAACAAGUACAUGGUGACCGACAAAGUGGCCUAUAUUGGGACGUCUAACUGGUCGGGGGACUACUUCCUGAACACAGCCGGGUCGGCGCUGGUCGUGAACCAGACGGACUCGCCGGACCCGACCGUCCAAUCCCAGCUGAAGGCCGUCUUCGAGCGGGACUGGAACUCGGCCUACAGCGCCCCCGUCAGACACGGUGCAAACCUCAAACACGUCUGCUGAUCUCCUCACACCAGAACUCGUGUAGCGUUCAGGUUCUCCUGGGCUUUGGACUCGGGUGAACACUGGUUCUGGUGAGCUGGAAGCACAAAACUAUUUUUCAAUUACUUUUUCCCCCCACAGUUUGUGGCGGUUUUCCACAAACUUCACUGGGAUUUUAAGUGCAUAAGUGUGAAA
Molecule: messenger RNA, 1848 nt
Organism: Poecilia reticulata (guppy)
Lineage: Eukaryota; Metazoa; Chordata; Actinopteri; Cyprinodontiformes; Poeciliidae
Gene: pld3
Product: phospholipase D family member 3
Molecular function (GO): catalytic activity
Source: RefSeq, a predicted model, not a curated record